Molecule: messenger RNA, 1323 nt
Organism: Melospiza melodia melodia
Lineage: Eukaryota; Metazoa; Chordata; Aves; Passeriformes; Passerellidae
Gene: EBAG9
Product: estrogen receptor binding site associated antigen 9
Exons: 8
Coding region: 273-914 (213 amino acids)
Cellular component (GO): secretory granule
Source: RefSeq, a predicted model, not a curated record
GGGGCGGCCGCAGGCUGCGGGAGCGGCCGCCUCGGCCCCUGGAGCCCCGCGACCCCCGGCGAGGCCUCCCCGCCGGGGCAGGACAGUAUUGGAGCAGCCUACCUAAUGAUCCACCUUCCUGACUCUUCCUAACUUAAAGCCUGGAAUAUAAAAAGUGAUUUAAAUGCCAUAGCAUAUUUGAAAUCAAGCUGUCCUUCCAUGGAAUACUCAUGGCCUGAGGAAAAUGUCACAGGGCUGCCUUCUCUUCUCACCAGAAGGAAGGGUUUCUUACCAUGGCCAUAACACAGUUUCGACUCUUUAAAGUCUGUACUUGCCUGGCAGCAGUGCUUUCGUUCAUUAAAAAGUUAAUAUGCAGGUCUGGAAGAGGGCGAAAGUUAAGUGGAGACCAAAUAACUUUGCCAACCACAGUGGAUUAUUCAUCUGUUCCUAAGCAGCCUGAAGUAGAAGACUGGUCUUCAUGGGAUGAAGAUGCACCUACAAGUGUGAAGAUUGAAGGUGGCAAUGGUAAUGUGGCUGCUCCACAAAAUUCUUUGGAACAAAUCGAACCUGAUUAUUUCAAAGAUAUGGCACCAACUAUAAGAAAAACUCAAAAAAUAGUUAUUAAAAAACGAGAGCCUUUAAAUUUUGGAAUUCCAGAGGGAAACACAGGAUUCUCUAGCAGAUUAGCAGCCACACAAGAUAUUCCUUUUAUUCACCAAUCUCCUGAACUGGGAGACCUGGAUACUUGGCAAGAAAAUACAAAUGCCUGGGAAGAAGAGGAAGAUGCUGCUUGGCAGGCAGAAGAAGUUCUUAGACAACAGAAGAUAGCAGAAAGGGAAAAAAGAGCAGCAGAGCAACAGCGAAAGAAAAUGGAGAAAGAGGCACAAAGGCUAAUGAAAAAGGAACAAAACAAAAUUGGUGUAAAACUGUCCUAACAGAAGCCACACAGCAAUGGCAGUGCCAGUGAAAAGAGAAUUUCAGCUCCAAAAGAUACAUAUUGGUAUUGAUUUAACUAUUUAUAGGACUUCAACACACUGCUUGGUUUCAGUGCAUUCUUCAGGUCAUCUUGGAAGCCAGGAUUUUCCCAAAACAUCUUGAACUACUAGUAUGUAGUUCUUAAAGAAGAAAAGCCCUACAGAAAAUCAUGCCUUGAUGGAAUGUUUCCUGCAAUAGUUCUUUUCCAGCACCCUUCUUUGCAGCAAGUGAUUGACAAGGAUGUUAAUUGAAAAACACUCUAAAUGAACAGCUCAAGCCUAGGGAAAAGAAUGUAAAUAUUGAGUGGUGGGAAAUCUACCUGUAUUGUCUGUGCUUACCUGAAACAUGUAAUUAAACAGUUUUAAAGAA